Messenger RNA from Filobasidium floriforme, 1328 nucleotides. RefSeq lists its product as uncharacterized. Lineage: Eukaryota; Fungi; Basidiomycota; Tremellomycetes; Filobasidiales; Filobasidiaceae. The transcript is spliced from 5 exons. The coding region runs from base 215 to 1198 and encodes 327 amino acids. The record is from RefSeq and is a predicted model, not a curated record.
AGGAAGACCGAGAAUCACUCCAUGACUUUCUGGCUUCUGGCCUUAUCAAGCGGGCUCCUGCUAAGCUGCUAAUCGCGCGUCACCUGUCGUCGCUGAUCGUUGAUCGUUGAGCAGGGCAGAAGAUAUUACAACACCGUCCUUCGUCCUAUCGACCUGUUCUCUGCUCGCACCUUGCAUCUACCAACAGGCAACAAAGAUUGCAAGCUCACCCAAGAUGUCUGAUAUCGGACCAGCCCUCCCUCCUCACUUGCAAAAGAAACGGGCGGCGACACCCGAAACCGAGUCCGAGUCUGGACCUCAGCCGAAAGCUAGAUCGAGGUCUCCGUCACCAGAUCAAGCUGGACCUGCUCUUCCUCCUCAUAUCCUCGCUGCUAGAAGGGCUAAAGCUCAGGCUCAAGCUUCCGCAUCAUCAACCUCAUCAAGCUCCGUACCGGUAGCUUCGGCUUCUAACGAGAGCAGGAAGACAUACGGGCCCACGUUACCGGGUAGCUCUGCGUCAGCAACAGCAACAGUACCGACAACAGCUCCAGCAUUGCCGCAACGAACAGCAUAUGCAAACUAUGAAGACGAUGACGAUGAUGACGAUGAUGUCGGACCAAGACCGGAGAUGGCAUACAGGGGCGAUCAACCGGGGGAUGCUGUGCGAGAGUUUUUGGAACGGGAAGAACGGGUGAACAAGCUCAGAGAGGAAGCUGAAAAGCCAAAAGUCAUGCAACGGGAAGAAUGGAUGCUCAACCCCCCGGAAGCUUCUGACCUGCUUUCGAAGAUGGACCCGACCAAGUUACGGUCGAGAGGAUUCUCCGCAAGGACUGAGGAGGCGAACACGGAUAUGAGCGCUUGGACGGAAUCCCCUGCUGAUAAAUUGGAAAGGUUGAAGAACGGCAAGAGAAAGGCCAAGGCGGACGCCGAGGAGGAAGAUGCGAUCCGACGGAAGAAGAUGAGGGAUAUGGAGAUUCGAAAUACGAUCGAGCAGCACAACGCAAAUCACCGGGUGUCAUCCCUUAUGGACCAACAUGCUACCACGGUCAGCAACGCUCCGAAGAGCAAAGAAGCGCCCAUCGUCUGGGAUAGAGAUACGAUGAUGGGUGUCAGCGGCAAGAUGAUGGGCGAAAAGGAUCGCUCGAGCUUGAUCAAAGACGCUCGGGGCUUGAACGAUCGGUUCGGACAUUCCAAGACGGGUGCCUACAGUCAAAUGUGAAUGGCGAUGGGCUGAAGAGGAUACCUUUGGGCAUGCAUGUCAUAUCUGUCGUAUGUGUUGUGUAAUGCUGUCGUGAAGCUCGUCAAUUUACAGGUGGAUCUUUUAAUUUCCGCAAGGCCAUCAAGGCCGU